AUGAUAGUUUCUGUUCGUAUCUACGAAGUUAGGUUUGUCUUACUCAUUAGGCUCAUUGGAGGUGAUUGGGCUUGGAGCGGAGCAUGGCCGUCAGCUUGGAUCGCCUGUACUGUUGACCUUCAGAGGUCAGUGUCGCUCCGACAGCUGGAGUCGGAUGGCAAUGCAUCCAGGAGUGGGGUUGCUGACAUCAAAGAGGAUUUUCGAAUUGCCGCGGACAAAUACGCGAUGAACUUGCCUGUAAAAUCACGUCUAACACUAAUGUUCGAGAUAUUGGGAACUGUCGGACGAUCUUGUAUGAAAUUUAUGUUGGUUAUAAACUGA
This is a messenger RNA of Protopolystoma xenopodis, 321 nucleotides long. The record is from the annotation of a GenBank genome assembly. Lineage: Eukaryota; Metazoa; Platyhelminthes; Monogenea; Polystomatidea; Polystomatidae.